Molecule: messenger RNA, 1685 nt
Organism: Theileria parva strain Muguga
Lineage: Eukaryota; Apicomplexa; Aconoidasida; Piroplasmida; Theileriidae
Exons: 5
Coding region: 1-1659 (552 amino acids)
Source: RefSeq, a predicted model, not a curated record
AUGAUUUUUAUUUAUAUAUAUUGUAUAUUACAGAUUUGUUCAGGGAUUAAGUUCCCUACCCCAAACAGUUUUGGAUACUCAUUUGUAAAGUCUGAUAAACAAAAAGAGAAAUCAGCUGAUAGCCCAGUGUAUUUGUUUCUGCCUCCACCAGAACCAGAUCAGAAUGCAAAUAUUAUACCGAAAGAUGUAAAUGUUGUCAAUAACAACAACUACGAUGAAAUUAUAACUGGAUUGAAGAGUAAAGUAUUCACCAAUGAGCCUACUUUGAUUAAUUUUAUCCCAGAUGUCAAGUUGAGUGAUAAGAACACUGUAACAGAUAACAAGGUAAUCAGUGUUAUACUAAAGAUGUCAGAAAUGGUGCUUUUGUCAGAUAGAGUUAUAGUACCUAUUGACUUUACAGAACUAAUGAAAACAGGUUGUUGUGGUUCUGAUCGUCUUAAGUUACUAGGCCUUGUGAUGUUAGCAGUUAAUAUGCAGCACAAUUACUCACCGAAACUUCACUUUGUAGUAUACAACUAUAACACCAUGGAAGAUAAAUUUUAUCUAAAUUCAUAUGAAAAGGAGUAUGUGAAUAGACAAAAGUCAGAAAUAACUGGAGUGUUGAAGGACUUUUUAUCCUCUUUUGUAACAAACCCAUAUUCAUCACCUUUAUUGCCAAAUACCAUAAUACUCACAUGUACCUACACUAACAAGUAUGCCAACGUGAGUAAAAUAUUGAAGGAGUUGUUUGUCGAAGACUUGAACUACUUUUCACUUUGCUCAAGUGAUAUAAAGGAUGAAUUCGAUAAAAAAGUCAGAAUUUGUGAGAACAUUGAAAACUUUUCCUCAUCGAUUCAUGAAGUUAAGAAAACGAAGUUCAAUGUAGGAGAGUUCAACCAGAUUGUUGGCCACUCAGACUUAUACACACAUCUGCUGAACAUACACAACUCUUCAUACACGAAGUUUCUCCAAAAAUUAAAACAGCUUGUCGGUCAGGAAGUCAACAUCAAUAAUGUUAAGAAAUCAAUAGAUACUAUGGUAUCCCAGGUCUUAUCAGACUAUGAUAAUCAAGUAAAACAGUCUAAGGAUAAUUUUAAGAAUGAUGAAGUCACCGAUAAGAUAUACUCUGAGAUGAAAAACAGAUUUGUAAAGAGCAUACAGCACUACUUGUAUUUGUUUAACCAAAAUUUGAUAAUGAACAUAAUAUCUCAAUCAUUGAAUGGUCAUGAACAAGAUUUGAAAAAACUCAAAGUAACGCCAUCACUGGACGAGGAUUUGUCGAAUUUGAUAAAUAAAUAUGACAGUCAGUACUGCAAGAAUGUCAAAAAGGUCAAGUACAGUAUACUGGAUAGUUAUAAACUAUACGACGCGGUGACGAAGUCGUUCAGAUUUGACUUGAUUCUAAGUUUGAGGGAUUAUUCCAACGGGAUAAUGGAGAAAGUGAUAAGGCUAGGGAAUUAUUACCAUGAGUUCUCGAUCAUUGAUGGGCUUAGGUUCACGCCGAGUGAAAACGUAGUUGGAUUUAUUAAAAAAAUAAUUAGUAAGAUCAAUAUUCCACUCAAAAUAAGAAUAUCAUACCUAAGUCCAACAGCUUUUGGAUUCUCUAACUUGUUCAAGUCAGAAAACGUAAUUGGGCGAGACACUAGAUGGUAUUUUACAGGAAAGAGUACUAAAAAGUAGAAAACAUUGGAAGGCUGGUUAAUAAC